AUGCCGUCGGUCUCAGUCCUCCCUUCCUCUCCAGCACACAGAACAUUCGGUGCUGGCACUCCUCCAAAGCUACCCGACACAGAUGGCUCAAGGCCAGGUCCGAGUCCAUCCCACCAGAAUGGCGCGACGCCAACACCACCCACAACGCACGGAAAUGACGAUGCAGAGCUGACCGUCGCAGAGAUCAAAGACAAGGUGCGCAACGCCGUGAAGGAAAUCCGCGGGGCGUCGGCCAUUUCGCUCUUGCGCACGGCGGGAGACCGGGCUGCUGCGGGAGCGGCGUACGAGGCGGUGGGUGACUUGCGCGCUGCGUAUCGUGCGCUGUUUUCUUCUGCGCAGAUUACGCAGGUUAUUAUGGACCACCCGGAGUUUAAGCAGGAGGCGAAUGGGAAGAAGGGUGUUGUUUGGAACGAAUGGAGCGAGUUUCAGAUGCGGUAUGGGAAUGAGGUGUUGAAGAAGGCGAAGAGCUUGGAGACUCGCCUGCUGGAGAUGGACAAGGACAAGGCGAGAGUUGCCAGUGCCAGUGCCGACGGCGAUCGAAAGGUUGGAGGCUCUAUCGCAGAUCGCAUAAGAUCUCUGCAGGAUACAGGUCUGAAUGUGCAGACGACAAAGCGUCUCUCGCGCGACCUCAGCUCUACUGUUGGUGCUGGCGGUGCUGGUGCUACUGCGGCUGUGACUUCGCCAACGACGCCUUCGUCCAGCACAAUCACUCGAACGGCCUCCUCACAACAUCACAAUGGAUCACCCAGCAUCUCGCACUCGUCAUCCAUAGCAAGUCACGCUACAGGGUCCUCCAUCCACUCGCUCGCGUCGCCCUCGUCAUUCGGCCCGCCCUCGCCGUCCGUCUCGUCGCACCACGAAUCGUCGCACCUCUCGAACUUCUCGCUUUCGGAAUUCAACCAGACAUUUCCGUCGAUUGAUGAACUGGACGAGAAUAUGGGCGUCGCACUCCCGCAGCUUCCGUCAGUCCCAACCAACAAACCAGGGACAGCAGCCAACUUCCCGCCGCCUGCCUCCCCCUCCGUCAUCCAACGCUUCCCUUCUCUUCCUCUCGAUCUCGAUCCGGGUCCUCGGCCCGCAAGCACACCCAUCCCUCCAACAAUGAACGUCCUGCAAAGUCGACCACCAUCGCCAACCCGUGCGGCAGCCCAUCAACGCAGUAGUCCCCUAUCACCUACAAUUCCGCCGAAACCGGUCAGUUUGACGAUGACGGGCAGUUCGUCUUCUACGCGCAAUUCGCCUUCCCGGUCAUCGCCGAUGCACACGGGCGACUCUUCCUCACGAUCAAAGGGAAUUGAGUUGCCGGUGACGAAUACGAUUUUCCCAAAGGUUUUACACGAAUAUUUAGGUCGUGGGAACGACGUCAAGGUGCUUCUACUCGAUGUGCGUACCCGCGACGAAUUCGCGAAGGGACAUAUCAGGAGUGAUGCGGUGGUGUGCCUGGAGCCACAUGUCCUUCUUCGUGACGGUCUCACGAGCGAGAAAUUGGAAGAUGCACUCGUUGUUGCACCACAGCAUGAAUCUGCAGUGUUCCGAAAUCGGGACAAGUUUGAUCUUGUUGUCAUGUAUGAUUGGGAUUCUGAGAGCUUUGGCGCUUCUGUUGCGCCCCUGGCCACUGCCGUGCGAAUUAUUUACGAGACGGCCUUUCAGCGUUCCCUCAAGAGACCACCAGUCAUACUUGUUGGUGGACUGAAAGCCUGGGUAGCUACUUUCCCAAGCGAAGUUGCUCGUGACGAGGCCAUCGCGUCUGUUGAAUUAGACAUGGAGCGAAUGAAACUGUCUUCGCCAACUACGAACGGGUCGUCUUACACGUCCUAUGUCUUCAAAGAACGGAGCGAUUCGCAGUCCCCAGAGAUGCGAUCUCCAACGACGACAGGGUACUCGCGCAACAAUCCGUUCGUCAUGAAUCAGAUUCCGGAGAAUUCCAGCGCGUCAACGGAAGCUAACGGGGUGUCUCUACCUGAACCAUCCCGGAGACGUGUUCGAAAACCUGCUAUCUCUAGACCACCUUCACAACCCUCGAUUUCGUUCUCGCCUUAUAUAAAUGGAGCACACGCAGCGUCGGCAAGUGCAUCGUCACCAUCGAUUUCAUACCCGCAAUUCCCGCGUACUUCGUCAAAUUUCGGAACUUCUCUCCCUGCGAACGCAAAUCAAGCAGGGAUCGUCUCGCCUCCGCCUACUGCCUCGAUCAACCCUUCCUUCUCACGACGACGUAGUGACUAUAUCGACCAAUCUGAACAAGCUGUCUCGACAUUCGCCAGUCGACCGUCAAUCGACUACCCAGAUCUCUCAGCGCAACACGUCGUCAGACCACCUCCAGUCGCAGCAACUCCACCAUCCGAACGACAAGACCAACGACGAGCAUCUGCACAUGGAGCUCGACAAUCGCUGGCAACUUUGGACGGACCGAGACCGCCGACGAUUAAUUCGGAGUAUCCGGUAUCGUAUUGGCUGGAUUCGAGUUUGAUGACGGCUGGGUUGAAGAAUCUGGGCAAUACGUGUUAUAUGAACUCGACGAUUCAGUGUUUGAGCGCGACUGUUCCGUUUGCUCGGUUCUUCAUAGAUGGUCGAUGGAAGAGUGCCGUCAAUUUCCUGAAUCCUUUAGGGACUAAAGGUCACUUGACAGCUGCGUUCGCAUCCAUACUACAUGACCUUUGGCAUCAGGAGUCGCCAACAAUAACACCUCUCGCUUUCCGAAAAUCCGUAUGCAUGUAUGGCCAACAAUUCGCCGGUUCCGAACAACAUGACUCCCAAGAAUUCCUCAACUUCCUCCUAGACGGGUUACACGAAGACCUCAAUCGUAUCCUCAACAAAGAACCCGUCCUCCGUACACCCGAACGCGAAGCCGAACUCGAACUCCUACCUCAGCAAAUUGCGAGUCAGCAGGAAUGGAAUUUAUAUAGGAUGAGAGAUGAUAGUAUCGUUGUUGAUUUUUUCCAGGGGCAGUUUAGGAAUCGGAUGGAGUGUUUGACGUGUAGGAAGACGAGUACGACGUAUAAUUCUUUCAUGUAUUUGACGUUGCCGAUACCGAUGGGUGGGAGAGGGUUUGGAGGGAAGGCAACGUUGCAGCAGUGUUUGGAUGCGUUUGUACAGGAGGAAGUUAUGGAGAAGGCUGAUGCUUGGCAAUGCCCAAACUGCAAAACCCUACGCAAAGCAACCAAGAAACUCUCCAUCUCCCGACUCCCUCCCGUUCUCCUCAUCCACCUCAAACGGUUCACUACAAAGGGACAUUUCACAGAUAAGCUAGAGACGUUUGUGGAUUUCCCGUUGAGGGGAUUGGAUUUGACGAAUUAUAUGCCGGCGCCGUUACCGCCGAAUGUGGAUCGGAGUAAAUUGUACUCAUCCGCUACGGGCAUGUUAAAUGGUAGUGCGCAAGUGGCGGGGACGACGCAGACCCCGAUUUCGUUGGAUGACCCACGGAGUCAGGUACCGCCGUAUAAGUACGAUUUGUACGCUGUGACGAACCAUUUUGGGACGUUGAGUAGUGGGCAUUAUACUGCGUUCGUCAAUUCACGAGGGAACUGGCUUUACUGUGAUGAUAGUCGGAUAUCAACGGCGGAUGCGAAGGAGGUCGUCGGCAAACCAGCUUACGUACUCUAUUACAAGCGUGUCAAGGGAUAGUCCAGUCAUCGUCAUCUUGAUGUUUCUCCUUGGAGUCGGAGUGACAUAGUUUCAGACACUUCAUCCCUUCCAUUUCUUCCUCUCUUCCUCUCUCUCUCCCUCGCACGUCCGCCUACCCGAUCCAAUCCAGAGCUCUCCCUUCCUUCCUUCCUUAAGUCCAUCUCUACUCGACGACUUAUAUCUUUACUAGCUAGCAGUAACUCGUACAACGCAUACAAAUUCAUUCAUCUUAUUGUCAAGCCAACACAUAUUUCUAUUAUUUUUUGUUGUUUUUAUGUUUUUUUUUUGUCUUUAGGAAAUCGACUAUCAUAGUAUUACAUUACAAUACAUACGAUGCAAUUACAUAUCUUGUACUUUUUC
Messenger RNA from Fomitiporia mediterranea MF3/22, 3981 nucleotides. Its product is annotated as cysteine proteinase. Gene Ontology annotation, molecular function: cysteine-type deubiquitinase activity. Gene Ontology annotation, biological process: protein deubiquitination. Bases 1 to 3621 code for a protein of 1206 amino acids. Lineage: Eukaryota; Fungi; Basidiomycota; Agaricomycetes; Hymenochaetales; Hymenochaetaceae. The record is from RefSeq and is a predicted model, not a curated record. The transcript is spliced from 9 exons.